AUGGCAGAAAUACCUGGGUGCCUGGGCCAUCUAACGCCCUCAGAAAAGCUCAAGCUGCAGCAAGCUUGGGCCCAUCUAAUCCGCCUCGGCGCUUCCAGCGCUUCCAAGUCGCUCCUUGAGGGCAAUACGCCAGGUACCCCUGAAGAUUCCAAGGAGUUUAUGCGUCACCUCAACCCAACCACUCUUGGCGACUUCAGCAAGUUCCUGUGGCGGUGCAUUUGCAUUGAACAUCCGGACGCCCUGGUCCUUCGAUUCCUCCGUGCACGCAAAUGGGACGUCGAGAAAGGUGUGGCUAUGCUCGUGUCCGCUGUGAUUUGGCGCCAGGAGGCACGCAUUGAAGAGGACAUUGUCCAACAAGGGGAGGCUGUUGGCUUGAAGGAGUCGCCAUCCGCCGAGGAAAAGGGUUUCAUUGACCAGUACCGGACUGGGAAGAGUUUCGUCAGAGGUGUUGACCGGGAAGGACGCCCGGUCUUCACCGUUAAAGUCCGAUUGCAUGAUCCACACAAGCAACCGAGCAAGUCUUUGGAAAUGUACAUUCUCCACACCUUUGAGAGCAUGCGCAUGUUAGUCCAGCCUUCCAGUGACAAGGCUUGCAUCAUCUACGAUAUGACCGGCUUUGGAUUGCGGAACGUGGACUUGCAUGUAGUCAAAUUCCUUACCACCGUUUUUGAAGCGAGGUAUCCCGAAACUUUGGGGGUCGUUUUGAUCCAUAAUGCGCCAUUUGUCUUUUGGGGGGUUUGGAGAGCUAUGAAAGGCUGGAUGGACCCGGUUGUCGCAAGCAAGAUUCAUUUUACGCGCACCAAGGCUGACCUGGAGCGUUUUAUCACUGCUGAAAACCUCUCUAGCGAUUUGGGAGGAGAGGAUGAAUGGGAAUAUAAGUAUAUCGAUCCUAUUCCUGGGGAGAAUGAUCGCAUAGGUCAGGUUGAGGAGAGAGUUAGAAUACAGGGGGAGAGAGAUCGGCUGGCAUCUGACUUUGAACGGCUCACUUUCGAAUGGAUUACGUGCGAUCCCUUAUCUGACAGUGCCAAAGAAAAAGAAGCCCUGCGUGAUCGUGUUGCUGGUAAAUUGCGGGAAAAUUAUUGGCGGCUCGACCCCUAUCUCCGCGCAAGGAAUUACUAUCACAGGGUCGGAGUCGUUGACGAGGACGGUCGUGUUGAUUUUCAAGCCGCUUUGUAG
This is a messenger RNA of Clonostachys rhizophaga, 1176 nucleotides long. The record is from the annotation of a GenBank genome assembly. Lineage: Eukaryota; Fungi; Ascomycota; Sordariomycetes; Hypocreales; Bionectriaceae.